AUGAACACGAACGAAGCGAAAAAUGUUAUUUUAUUCCUCGGCGAUGGCAUGUCGAUACCGACGAUAACGGCAUCGAGAAUCUACAAAGGACAACUCAAUGGAAAAAGCGGAGAAGAUGAUUUUUUAAGUUUCGAAGAAUUUCCAUUUUUAGGUUUGGCAAAAACUUAUUGCGUCGAUAGUCAAGUCGCGGAUUCGGCAUGCACGUCUACGGCAUAUCUGGGAGGUGUAAAAGCCAACGAGGGAACCAUCGGCGUGUCGGCAAAAGUCAAAAGAAUGGAUUGCGAAUCCGCGAAUAACGUCACGAAUCACGUUUUAUCAAUCGCAACGUGGGCGCAAAAAGCAGGGAAAAGCACGGGAUUCGUAACGACGACGAGAGUGACUCACGCAUCUCCCGCAGGACUCUACGCGCACACGGCCGAAAGAGAAUGGGAAGAUGAUGUGGGAGUAGAAAAAUCUGGAAAAAAUGCAACCACGUGUCCGGACAUUGCUCAACAAUUGAUAUUCGACAAACCGGGAAUCGAUUUUAACGUUAUAAUGGGAGGGGGAAGAAGGAGUUUUUACCCGCAGGAAAUCGUCGAUGCGACGGGAAUAAAAGGGAAAAGACGAGAUGGUAAAAAUUUAAUAGAAUCCUGGGAAAAAGAUAAGAUAAAAAGACAAGCGAGUUACGCAUACAUAACGACGAGAAAUCAUUUGCUCACGUUGAAUCCGCUCCCCGAAUACCUUUUGGGACUUUUUUCACCGAGUCACAUGGAUUUUCAUUUGGAUGCAAAAUUAUCGGAGCCACUCCUCGAAGAAAUGACGUCGGCCGCCAUUAAAAUACUGCAAAAAAAUAAAAAUGGUUUUUUUUUAUUCGUCGAAGGAGGGAAAAUCGAUUUGGCACAUCACGAUAAUUUAGCACAAAAAUCACUGGACGAAACGGUUGAAUUUUCAAAAGCUGUGUCGGCUGCUGUGAGAUUAACCGAUGAAGAUGACACUCUCAUAUUGGUGACCGCCGAUCACGCUCACGUCAUGUCAAUGAGCGGAUAUUCUAAAAAAGGAAAUAAUAUAUUCGGUUUUGCUGGAGAAGGUAUGGACGGAUUACAAUAUCCGACGCUGAGCUAUGCAAACGGUCCAGGCUACUGGAAAACGGAUUUGAAUGGGAAAAGAUUAGACAUAAAAAAAUUUAAUACGGAUGGCAUUUCGUUUAGAUUUCCCGCUAUGGUUCCCCUACCGAAAGAAACACACGGUGGAGAUGAUGUUGCAGUUUUUGCAAGAGGACCCUGGUCUCACUUAUUUUCUGGAACAUUCGAACAAAAUUUCAUACCACACGCACUCGGGUACGCAAGUUGUACCGGUAAAGGACUUACAGUAUGUCAUAAAAGAGCUUGGGAACAAAAAAGUUUACUAUUAAAAUAA
Molecule: messenger RNA, 1395 nt
Organism: Pediculus humanus corporis (human body louse)
Lineage: Eukaryota; Metazoa; Arthropoda; Insecta; Psocodea; Pediculidae
Product: membrane-bound alkaline phosphatase precursor, putative
Exons: 9
Coding region: 1-1395 (464 amino acids)
Biological process (GO): dephosphorylation
Molecular function (GO): alkaline phosphatase activity
Source: RefSeq, a predicted model, not a curated record